AUGACUUUUCUGCCUGCGAAGGAGGCAGAAAUCAGGUCGCUUGAAGCACGCAUCCGUGCGGAGUGCGGCUCCCGCAUCGGUGCGGCGAGCAAGGGAAAGGCGACCCCAGGGCAGGCCCCCCCAACGGGACCGGCCCUCACUGGCCGUCUCUUCCGCGAGCUGCCAAUCUCGGAACGCACGCUGCGCGGCUUGGAGGCUUCAAAGUUUGUCAAGAUGACAGAGAUUCAAAGUGGUGCGAUUCCGCUCGCGCUUUCUGGCCGUGACAUUUUGGGCGAGGCAAGGACUGGCUCCGGCAAAACGCUGGCAUUCCUCGUGCCUGUCAUUGAGUGUCUUUACAGGCAAAACUGGUCCAAGAUGGAUGGUCUUGGUGCCGUGAUUGUUUCUCCAACGCGGGAGCUCGCGUACCAAAUAUUUCAGGUCCUUACUAAUGUGGGCCAGGAGCAUGAGAUAUCAGCAGGUUGCAUUGUGGGUGGGCGCUCUCUUGCCGAGGAGCAACAUGCCGUCGCCAGCAUGAGUGUCUUGGUGGCUACGCCAGGAAGGCUUUUGCAGCACUUGGAUGAGUCUCCCGGCUUCGACGCGUCUGCCUUGUUGGCUCUGGUCAUAGACGAAGCCGAUCGGAUUUUGGACUUCGGCUUUCAGGAGACAAUGCACAACAUCUUGCAGCACAUGCCUACGAAUCGCCAGACGCUUCUCUUCUCUGCCACUCUGCACAGCAGCGUGCACCGACUUGGCCGUGCUGCAUUACGGUCUCCGGAGGUGGUGUCUGUGCAUCACAAUGCGAAAAGUCGCACACCUGAAACUCUAAAGCAGAUUUUCAUGGUUGUGCCUUUGGAGAAGAAGGUGGACACGCUGUUUUCGUUCCUUCGAUCACACUCACAGAAGAAGACGAUUGUGUUUGUGUCCACCUGCAAGCAAGUCCGGUUUUUCUACGAGGCCUUCAGAAAGUUGAAGCCAGGUCCUGCAGUCAUGGAGUUGCACGGUCGACAAAGUCUCACGAAGCGGAUGAUGAUCUUUCAGCAGUUUACGGAGCGCGAGCGUGCUGUUGCCCUCUUCUGCACCGACAUCGCUGCCCGAGGUGUCGAUUUUCCAGCGGUUGACUGGGUCGUCCAGGCUGACUGCCCCGACACAGUGGACUCCUACAUCCAUCGAGUCGGCCGUACGGCUAGAUAUGAAAGCGCAGGCAAGUCGGCACUAUUCCUGUUGCCAUCUGAGAAGCCCUUCGUGGACAAGCUGCUGCAGGCACGCGUGAGUGUGCGGGCUAUCAAUGCGAAGCAGUCGAAGCUUGUGUCUAUCCAGCAGAAGCUAGCCUCGGUGCUUGCGGAAUCCAGCGACAUCCGCCACCUCGCUCAGCGGGCCUUUGCUUCCUACAUCCGUUCAGUCCGCCUUAUGAAAGACAAAGAAAUCUUCGACGUCCAGGCUCUGUCAAAGACCGCCUUUGCAGAGUCCUUGGGCUUGGCUGACAUGCCAGAGAUGGGAGCCGAGUGGGAGGCGCAGGGCGAGGACACAGAGCACAACAAGCUGAAAAAGCGAAAGAACCAGUCUGCUCUACAGAGGCUCAAGGACAAGAUUCGAGAAAAGAAGCAGGCCGGAAAACCAGAGCCGAAACAGGUCGAGGAAGAGGAGGCGGAGGAGGAAUUAGAGCUUAGCCAGCAAGACAGCUCCAAGAGGAAAGUUGGCAAAUGGGAGCGUCGGCAGCGACGCAUCGCUGCAGCCAGCAAGGCAGCCCAACAGCCUGCAAAACAGGAAGCUCCAGCUGAAGAGGAGUUCUUACAGCUCGUUGAGCAAGAUGGCCGCGAUGGCCCCACAGAAUCUCAAGCUGAAGUGCUACCUCCAAGCAAGAAGCGCAUAAAGCUUCGCAAAGAUGGAUCAGCUGUUCAUGCGAGUGGCCAGCACACCUUCUUCACUGGGAAGCAUGGAACAAGAGUCAGCUCCGAGUUGGCGCAGUUGGCAGACGAGCUCCAGGAACGUUCAGCUGUACCAGAUGAAGGAGACCGGGCCAGUUUCUUGAAACGAGUACAGCAGGAACUUGCUACACGGGAUUCCUCCGAUGCGGCCUUGAGCCGUUCGCGCCUCCAGAAGCGCCACCAGACCAUGCGACGCAAAGAACGCGCAGCGAAGGGCGCACAGGAGGACGACGCAGAUGAUGCAGGAAGCUCCGAGUCCCCACAACGUCCACAAAGUCCACCUCCUUCACCGGUAGCAGAAAAAGCAGAGACCAAGCCAAAGAAGAAGGCUUCCUUACCUGUGUCCAAGAUUGCAAGUUUGGACGACUUGCAGGAUUUGGAGAAGAAGGCCUUGAGUCGCUUGGGUGGCCUCUUCGCAUGA
Messenger RNA from Symbiodinium natans, 2325 nucleotides. NCBI's taxonomy places the organism in Eukaryota, Dinophyceae, Suessiales, Symbiodiniaceae. The record is from the annotation of a GenBank genome assembly.